Molecule: messenger RNA, 1551 nt
Organism: Pestalotiopsis fici W106-1
Lineage: Eukaryota; Fungi; Ascomycota; Sordariomycetes; Amphisphaeriales; Sporocadaceae
Exons: 3
Coding region: 1-1551 (516 amino acids)
Biological process (GO): protein geranylgeranylation; protein farnesylation
Cellular component (GO): protein farnesyltransferase complex; cytoplasm; CAAX-protein geranylgeranyltransferase complex
Molecular function (GO): CAAX-protein geranylgeranyltransferase activity; protein farnesyltransferase activity
Source: RefSeq, a predicted model, not a curated record
AUGCCACCCAAAGGCAAACCAGCCAAGGCAAAGACAGCCGACGCUCCCGCCAAGCCUGAACCCAAGACAGUCCUUGAGCGCGCCCAGCAAGUCUACGAGCUCACCAACCCCUACCAAGAGGCCCGAGAGAAACUCGGUCUACACGGCCUAUCGACCGUCGAGCGCACCGCUUACUUUAACCAAGACUACCUCUGCAAGGGCGAGGUUCAUUUGCUUGGCAAAAAGGCCCAAAAGGAGCUGUGGAAGCAGGUCAACGAGGCAAACACACCGUUGCGGCGGGUCUCCAAGCCGUCGGUCGGGGAUUGGGGCAAGGACAAGUACGGUCGUCCCAUUGGCGAGUACUCGCUCGAGCAGUACGAGGACCGAUCCGAGAAGCGCUCCCGCCACAUCAACCUGCUCAACCAGAGCCGAAAGUUCCGGGAGCGGAGACUCAAGGCCCAGCGCGUCCGCGGCGGCGAGCCCCAGGUCAAAUUCACCCCCGACGACUUGGCCGAGAUUGAGCAAGAGCGCGCUCGGAGACAAGAAAUGGCGGCCCUCGGCAGCGAGCUCUACGGGCACAAGAUGGGGUCGUACGCCACUGAUCCCGACUGGGACGACGUGAUACCCGUGCCUCAGACGGAGCCAGAGGGAGCUCUAGCUUCUAUAGCCUAUCCAGACGAUUAUGCCGAGUCAACGGCAUAUCUCCGCGCCGUCAUGAUUGCCAAAGAGUAUUCGCCCCGCUGCCUCAAGCUGACCGAGCACAUCAUUUCCAUGAACCCGGCACACUACACGGUAUGGCUGUACCGCUUCUCCAUUGUCCAGGCCCUCGACAUUCCGCUGCUCGACGAGCUGGCCUGGCUCAACGAGGUGGCCCUCGAGCACCAGAAGAAUUACCAAAUCUGGCACCACCGCCAGCUGCUGCUGGACCACUACUACCCGCAGAUCCGCGACAGCCCCGACGAGGUGCGCCGGUUCGCGGCCAGCGAGCGCGCCUUCAUGACCGACAUGUUUGCCGACGACGCCAAAAACUACCACGUCUGGACCUAUCGCCAGUACGCCGUGCGCAAGCUGGGAACGUGGGACGACGACGCCGAGCUCGCCAGCAUCGCCACCAUGGUCGACGAGGACGUGCGCAACAAUUCCGCCUGGUCCCACCGCUUCUUUCUCGUCUUUUCCGAUCCCCGGAAUACUACACCAGGCUCACACGCCACCGGGCACGAUCCCGCCGUGCCCGCCGACAUUGUGGACCGCGAGAUUCAGUAUGCCGAGGACAAGAUCAAGCUGGCACCGCAAAAUCAAAGCCCGUGGAAUUAUCUCAAGGGUGUCCUGGUCAAGGGUGGAAGAAAGCUAGGUACUGUCAGAGAUUAUGCCGAACAGUACGUCGACAAUCUUGGCAGCAAUGACGAGCAGGUUCGCAGCUCGUAUGCCUUGGAGCUCUUGGCCGAUAUUUAUGCCGAGGCUGGUGAAAAGGAAAAGGCUGAUUUGUGUCUGAGGCGGUUGGGUGAAAAGUGGGAUCGCAUACGCCUGGGAUACUGGGAAUGGAAACGUAUGGAAAUCAACAAGGCCUCGUAG